Morus notabilis is the source of this 1130-nucleotide messenger RNA. RefSeq lists its product as uncharacterized. Gene Ontology annotation, molecular function: protein binding. The coding region runs from base 29 to 880 and encodes 283 amino acids. Lineage: Eukaryota; Viridiplantae; Streptophyta; Magnoliopsida; Rosales; Moraceae. The transcript has 6 exons. The record is from RefSeq and is a predicted model, not a curated record.
UGCGGAGGAAGGAGAUAAAGCAAGAAAAAUGCAUUCUUUGAGCCUCAGAGUUUUUACUGAUUUCACCGGCUCUUCGGCGGCGAGGUCUUCGCCGUGUCGUGGUGGCUAUGGCGGUUUGACUUUGGGGGAAUUUAAUGGCAAGGCUUGUAGAAUUCUAGCCUGCGCUCCGGAGAGGAACGGCAAUGGCGGAGGUCGGAGUCGGAGUUCGAGUUCGAAUACGAGUACGACUCCGAGCUCGUUUUUGUCUCGGAGCCAAACUUACGCUCUGUUGAAGCAGCAAAUGGAAGUUGCUGCGAAAUCUGAGGAUUAUGAAGAGGCUGCGAGGAUUCGCGACUCGUUGAAGUUAUUCGAAGAGGAAGAGCCGGUUUUGCGGCUACGGAGGCUGAUAAAGGAGGCGGUUGCUGAAGAGAGGUUCGAGGAUGCAGCUAAAUACCGUGAUGAGCUUCAGGAAAUUGCUCCCCACUCUCUCUUGAAAUGUGCAAGUGAUGCAACGACCUUGGGAAUCAGGGUUCAAGUGAGGAGUGUGUAUAUAGAGAGCCGGAGUCAGCCGUCAAAGGGGCACUAUUUCUUUGCUUAUAGAAUUCGAAUUACCAAUAAUUCAGAGCGCUCUGUUCAGCUUCUUAGAAGGCACUGGAUUAUAACUGAUGCCAAUGGAAAAACUGAGAAUGUCUGGGGAAUUGGUGUUAUUGGUGAACAGCCAGUAAUACUUCCUCGGGCUAGUUUUGAAUACUCAUCUGCAUGCCCGUUAAGCACUCCCAACGGCAGAAUGGAAGGUGAUUUUGAGAUGAAACAGAUCGAUAGGGUAGGCUCACAAUCUUUCAAUGUGGCUAUUGCCCCAUUUUUACUCUCUAUACUUGGAGAUGAUAGUGAUGCGUUUUGAGAACCGAACUGUUUACAUCACCUAGGAGAGACAAAGGAAUCUCAUUCUGAUCCAGAAAAGUCUCUAAAAAUUAAGUCAUUGUUUAUAUUCUGCAAUAUGUGUAAAAAAUCAUUUCUUCUACAGGGAUUAGGGUACCACUUGUCGAUUAUUCUUGUUGGUCUAAAUGGAAAAUGGUUGAAGUUUUAUAUGUCAGGAGAAAAAUCAACUUGUAAAGAGAACAAAUGUAUAGCUUUAUGCAAGUUUAUCUGAA